AUGCCACGGUCUACGAAGAAGCCACUGUCUAACACAAAGGAUGCCAUAACAUCCAGAAAACAAAGAGCCCGCAAAGCUGAAGAAGAUGAACGAUUACGAUUAGAAAAUGAAAGCUUACGAUCGAAAAUUCUAAAUCUCGACGGAGAACUAUCGGAUCUUAGAAAAAGAUUAGAAAAGGAAACUAAGAAAACCGAGGAGUUACAGCAAUGUAUAAUUAAGAUGCAAGAACAGAUUAUUUCUGAACUUCGUAAAAAACAAAAUGAUGAUAGAUCCCUUCAAUCUCAUUAUCCAAAUGGUCAUAGGUACCCAUUUACCGCAUAUGGCGGCAAUAGUGGCAACACCAAUGGCAACAACACAAAUGACAACGGCGGCAAUCCAAUUAAUGACGUUUUUAUCGGCGAUAACAAUAGCAGCGACGAUUUUAUCCGCGAAUUAUUAAAUUUAAAUAACAACGAUAAUAACAAUAGCAGCGGCGGCAGCAGCGGCACGAGCUACUAA
Ambispora gerdemannii is the source of this 498-nucleotide messenger RNA. Lineage: Eukaryota; Fungi; Glomeromycota; Glomeromycetes; Archaeosporales; Ambisporaceae. The record is from the annotation of a GenBank genome assembly.